AAAUAAAAAAGGGUUGCCAACAAUGACUUCUUCAACCAUUUGCUAUUUGCUUUUUCCGUUGUUGUUGAAGAUGCACGUACCAGACAGAAGUAGGUAGAAGGGGUUGCGUUUUGGUUUUGAUCGGAAAAAGGGUAUAUAAGAAGGCUCCAGUGUAUUUACCGAUCCAAACAGCCAUUUUUAUCGUUACCAUAUAUAUAUUCUCUCGUACACGUUCGCUCACUCCAUUGCUGAGGCCAAGUUUGCGUCUAUGGCUUCACCCACUCAAACCAAGAGUAACAGUGGAGUUGAAAAACAUGCCGAUAUCAACUGGGAUGAACUUGGAUUUGAUCUAGUCCCAGCAGAUUACAUGUAUGUCACGAAAUUCGGUAAAGAGGAGAAUUUUACCAACGGAGUCGGAAACAUUAUUCCCUAUGCAAACAUUGCAAUAAGCCCAUUUGCCGGAAUCUUAAACUAUGGACAGGGAUUGCUGGAAAGUCUAAAGGCAUACAGGAGAGAUGAUGGUCGUGUAUUGCUCUUUCGACCGGAACAAAAUGCUCAACGCUUGCAGAUUGGUGCAGAGAGACUUUGCAUGCCAUCGCCAUCUAUUGAGCACUUUGUUGAGGCUGUAAAGCAAACAGUCCUGGCCAACAAGCAUUGGGUACCUCCCCCAGGGAAAGGUUCGCUCUAUGUUAGGCCAUUGCUCAUUGGAAGUGGGCCUGUACUGAGUUUCGUAACAGCACCGGAAAUCUCAUUUCUUAUACAUGCUUGCCCUGUUGGAAAUUAUCACAAGGGUCCCUUAAACUUGCUUGUGGAAGAUAAGACCCAUCGUGCUACUCCUGGUGGAACUGGGGACAUCAAGACCAUCACCAACUACUCACCGGUAUACAAAGCAAUAGCUCAAGCAAAGGCCAGAGGAUUCUCUGAUGUCCUAUUCCUAGACGCGGUGACUAAAAAAUAUAUUGAGGAGGUUUCAUCUUGUAAUAUUUUCAUUGUCAAGGGCAAUGUUAUUUCAACCCCAGCAAGUUGUGGAACAAUUCUGCCUGGCAUCACUCGAAAAAGUAUCAUUGAGAUUGCACUUGGCUUUGGUUAUCAGGUCGAGGAACGUGUCAUUCCAUUGAAGGAUUUGUUUGAUGUUGAUGAAGUUUUCUGUACUGGAACUGCUGUGGUUGUAAGUCCAGUUUCUAGUAUAACCUAUGGGGAUAAAAGGGUUGAAUACAAGACUGGAGCUGAAACAGUGUCUAAGAAACUUUAUGAUAUGUUAACUGGGAUUCAAACAGGCCGUAUUGAGGACAAGAUGGGAUGGACUGUCGAAAUUGAUUGAGCCUUCCCUCUCAUUUGUGGCAAAACCUUGUUUCUAUUUUUUUUUUUUUUUUUUAAUUUGGACUAGAAUGCUGCAUUUCUA
This is a messenger RNA of Quercus lobata, 1381 nucleotides long. RefSeq names its product branched-chain-amino-acid aminotransferase 6-like. The transcript has 10 exons. Gene Ontology annotation, molecular function: branched-chain-amino-acid:2-oxoglutarate transaminase activity. The record is from RefSeq and is a predicted model, not a curated record. Lineage: Eukaryota; Viridiplantae; Streptophyta; Magnoliopsida; Fagales; Fagaceae. Gene Ontology annotation, biological process: branched-chain amino acid metabolic process. Bases 248 to 1300 code for a protein of 350 amino acids.